Aspergillus ibericus CBS 121593 is the source of this 1010-nucleotide messenger RNA. RefSeq lists its product as uncharacterized. The record is from RefSeq and is a predicted model, not a curated record. The transcript has a single exon. Lineage: Eukaryota; Fungi; Ascomycota; Eurotiomycetes; Eurotiales; Aspergillaceae. The coding region runs from base 45 to 881 and encodes 278 amino acids.
UCUGUCUACCUACUCCGUACAAUUUACAUCUCCCACCCAUCCUAAUGGCCCAUCCACAUCAGUGCCCCUCUCACCCCCAAUCCCAACCUUCAACCCCACAGUUUAUCAAUCAUCUCAUCUCUCGUCUUGCAGCCUACAACGCCACCCCAGUAGACAAUAACCAUGACCUCGAACACCGGUCUCUGGCACGGCAUCAACCACGCCCCACUGCCUUCUCUACUCUGCCCGCAUCCCAAACCACAGAAGUCAAAGCAAUAAUGCUAACUCUCCACUGUCUUUUCCCUAACGAACUCCUCCUCGCUCUGGACAUCCUGGACCGAGGUCUCAUGAAUCGCUUCGUGCGCAAUGACAACACCACCACCACCACCACCACAUCACCAACACAAACAAAGGACACCGAUACAUUCCAUGUCCUCUCAGCAGCCACCCUCACCCACUCCCCAGACCAUGUCCGGUCCACAUCCAACCCCCAAUCCUUAUCCCAUAUGGACGCGAACCUUCCCCCAAAAGGCUACGAAGUCCGCCUGCACGCAUGGAACUGCACCUGUCCAACGUUCACGCUCUCUGCGUUCCGGGAUCUCGGCCCCGAAGUAUCACCAGCAGAUACCGCUGGUGAUUAUGACGACGAGGGGGAAGCGGGGGACGUAUCUUUCCCCAACCUGCAUAAAAUAUCUUCGGAUUCCGAUCCCACUGACUAUUCGUUUGGAGGGACCUUGACCCGGGGCUCAUUCAAGUCCUCGCCCCCUGUUUGUAAGCAUCUACUUGCUUGUUUGUUGGCUGUACGGUGUCCGGGGUUAGUUGGGCUAGGGGAGGAGGGUGUUGUUGGGGUUUCGGUUGGGGAGGGGGAGUUGGCGGGUUGGGGGGCUGGGUGGGGAGGAUGAGGUGGAUGUGAUUGAAAUUGUACGGUGUUGCUGAAGUGAUUGAUGUGAUGUAAUUGAUGGCUUUGAUAUAGCUGUGGGAUGUGUCUCGAUUACUGGUGUGGGAUUGCGGAUCGACUGCAUGAAAAUAUA